AUGGCUGAAAGCGAAACGAGCCGACAAUACCCGCCUGAAAGAAAAGCAGCCGCGGCCGGGGACGACGAUCGAGGACUUCCUUCCGAGUAUGCGGCAGGAAUGGGCUGGAGAAGAUUAUAUGCUGCAGCAAUCCUGGAAAUGCGAGAACGCUUGAAGCCGCAGGAAGGGAGCACGUGCUGA
Penicillium mononematosum is the source of this 180-nucleotide messenger RNA. RefSeq lists its product as uncharacterized. The record is from RefSeq and is a predicted model, not a curated record. Lineage: Eukaryota; Fungi; Ascomycota; Eurotiomycetes; Eurotiales; Aspergillaceae. The transcript has a single exon. Bases 1 to 180 code for a protein of 59 amino acids.